GCUCGGCUGUUCCGGAUCGGCCCCAGGACAUAAAUAGCGCCGGCGUCUCCCUCGUCCACUCUUCUCGUCGUCCAAGUCGGAGCCUCCCUCCUGCUCAUCACCCUCCCUCCCUCCGAUCUUCUAUCCACAUCUCAUACCGAUGCUCUUCAAGGCUACCACCGCCGCCUUGGCCCUCUUUGCCACUUCGGCUGCCGCCCAGUCCUGCUCUGGUUCGGCCUACACCUGUGUCAACUCUGGUGUCUCGGCCUCCUACACCAUCUGCCUCAAUGGCGGUCUCAUCACCAUGAGCUGCGGUGCCGGCACUGCCUGCUACCAGAACGGCGCCAGUGUCUACUGUGACUUCCCCGGCAAGGGCGUUACCACCACCACCACCACUACUACUACUACUCCCGCCAAGUCUAGCACCACCACCACCUCCACUAUCAACUCCACCAAGGGCCCUACCACCAAGAGCUCCGUGACCCCCUCUACCACCACCACCACCACCACCACCCCUGCCAAGUCCAGCACCACUACUACCACCACCACCACUACUACUACUACCACCACCACCAGCACCACCACCACCACCACCACCACUCCCUCCAAGACCACCACCACCACUUCGGCUGCUGCUUCCCCUACCAGCACCCUCCAGCCCUGCACCACCCUCUGGGACUCCACCAUCGACUACACCCAGGGCACCCAGGUCACCUACAACGGCCACCUCUACCAGGCCAACUACUACGCCGCUAAGGGUACCACCCCUGAUGGCACCAGCGGUGCUUGGAAGGACCUCGGUGCUUGCGAUGUCAACACCAUUCCCAGCUUCGUCCCCCGCCCCGCCCCCAACGCCAACGGCGGCAACGUCGGUGUUGUCGGCUAUUGGCCCGACUGGGGUAUCUACACCCGCUCCCAGAACAACCCCAACGCCAUCGACAUCUCCAAGGUUAACGCCCUGAACUACGCCUUCUUCGGUGUCAAGUCCGAUGGUACCCUCUACAGUUUCGACCCCUGGGCCGAUUUCGGUGGAAGCAGCGCCACUGCCCCCUGGUCCAUUGACCCCUACAGUGGCAAGACCAAGGGUAUUGCCAACUUCAUGGCUGCCCGCGCUGCCAACCCCAACCUCCGCACUGUCUUGACCGUCGGUGGCUGGUCGCUCUCUGGCACCUUCUCGGAUGUUGCUGCCAGCUCCACUGCCAUCAACAACUUUGCCACCCAGGUCGUUGCCUUCCUCGACCAGUUCUGGAUCGAUGGUCUCGAUCUCGAUUGGGAGUACCCCGGAGGUGGCGGUCUUCCCUGCAACCACGUCAACGCCAACGACGCUGCCAACUUUGUCAACCUCCUGGCUGCCCUUCGCCAGGCUCUUGGCCCCAACCGCAUCCUCUCGAUUGCUGCCUCGGCCGAGACCGACCGCUACACCGUCAACGGCGUCAACUACCUGACCCAGUAUGCCAAGUACCUUAGCUACAUCUCCGUCAUGACCUACGAUUUCUACGGUUCCUGGGUUCCCUACACCGACUUCAACUCUCCUCUUCAGCUCCCUGGUGCCAGCGACCCCCAGCGCCCUGCCGGCAACCUCCAGUUCGGCAACGUCCAGUUCUCGAUUGCCACCGCCAUGAACAACUUUGCCGCCGCCGGUGUUGCCAAGAACCAGCUUGUUGGUGGUGUUGCCUUCUACGGUCGCUCGUGGGGAAUUACUGCUGCUGAGGCUGCUGUUAACGGCGGUCUCUUCCAGGCUUGCAACAAGGCCGGCCAGGACCCCAACAACGCCACUGCCUGCCCCCCCAUCACUGGUGAUCAGCUCGAUGCUCUCUGGACCGAUCCUUGCGGCAGCUCCUAUGUCUCUGGUGUCUGGAUGUACACCAACCUCCGCUCCCAGGGUGUCCUCUCCACUCCCACCACCGCUGGCUCCGGCUGGACCCGCACCUGGUGGAACUUUGCCCAGAGCCCCACCAUCACCGACGGCAGCCGCUUCAUCUCCUACGAUGAUACUACCUCGAUCUCUGCCAAGACUGCUUGGAUCAAGUCCAACGGCUUCAGUGGCACCAUGUUCUGGGAGCUCUCUGAGGACUACAAGGGCGAGCUCCUCUCCAGCCUUACUUCUGCCUGGGGUAACUAAGCUUGGGACCGCUUGACGACCUUCAGCCCCC
This is a messenger RNA of Polychytrium aggregatum, 2132 nucleotides long. Its product is annotated as glycosyl hydrolases family 18-domain-containing protein. The transcript has 3 exons. Gene Ontology annotation, cellular component: extracellular region. The record is from RefSeq and is a predicted model, not a curated record. Gene Ontology annotation, biological process: carbohydrate metabolic process. Gene Ontology annotation, molecular function: hydrolase activity, hydrolyzing O-glycosyl compounds; chitin binding; carbohydrate binding. Lineage: Eukaryota; Fungi; Chytridiomycota; Chytridiomycetes; Polychytriales. The coding region runs from base 140 to 2101 and encodes 653 amino acids.